GCCGCGGCGGGAGGUCCGAGGCUGCCGGCCGCAUGGGGAGGCGGCGGCGCAGCGUGGCCGGGGCGGCCGGGGCGCUGCCCGAGGCCAUCGCCGCGCUGAGUCGGUCGCUGCCCGCCGGGCCCAGCCCCGAGGUCUUCCGUCGCGCUAAGUUCGACCGGCCGGAGGCGGCCCCCGCGCUCUGGCAGCUCCUCUUCCGUGUGCUGUCGCCGCCGCCCGCGGACUGCGGCCUGGGCCCGGAGGCCCAGGCCAGCGUGGUGAGGUCAGCGCUGCGCAUCCGGGGGUACCCUCGCUCGCUGCCCGCACAGCCUCCUGAGGACGGCUCCUGGGGCAGCCGGGAGCUGCUGCUGGCCCUGUCCUGGCUCCUAGCCCGGGGCCCCCUGCUCGAGCAGCUGCUGGCCCAGGCCCGGGUACAGCUGGGUGACCCUGUGCCCCAGUGCCAGUGUGAGGCCCUGACUAGCUUUGGCCCACCUGAACCCCACGUGGAAGCAGAGGGCCCUGUGGACCUCCGCCAAGUGCAGUGGAUGCUGGGAAAGCUGCGGUUCCGGUGGCGGCAUCUGAUCUCCACUCAGCAGGAGCAGUGUGCCCUCCUGAGCAAGAUCCACCUGUGCACCCGGGGAUGCCACAGUGACCCGCGCCUCCGCCACUUGUCUGUAGCUGAGACAGAGCUGCUUAGGGACCCAGAGCGUGGCCGACAGCUGCUGCGGGCGCUGGAGCGUGAGAACGCCCACCUGGAAUCGGUGCUGGAGUGGCGGCGCCUGGAGCUGGUCUACUGGCGGUGGAUGGACACAGUCCUGGGUGCCUGUCCCGAGGACCCCACCAAGGCCUCACAGCCGGCACUCCCGCCUGUCACCUCCGGGCACAGGCUUGGUAAAUUGGAGCUGGCAGCGCAGGAACUGCGUUCCCUGCAGGAGGAGCUGCGGGAGCUGGUGGAGCCCCGGAGGGCGGCCUGGCAGGCCCAGGUUGAAGGCCUAGGCCGGGGUCCGGCAUGGAGUCCGUCUCGGAGAGCUUUGCAGAAGGUCGUGGCGCAGGAGUUGGAGGCCCUGUGGGUGUCUUGGGAGUUCUCUGGGGACUCUGCCCGGCCUCAAGGACCCCACCGCCUGGUGAGGACUGAGGACAGGGCGGCAGGGUCCCCCGGCCUGCGAGCGGCCGAGGUGAUUGGGACGCUGAGGACGCAGGUGGCCUGUCUGGAGGCCACACUGCGCCGCCGGCGGGAGCGCUGCCGGCAGGAGCUGGCCCGGCUGGCGGGAGCCCUGCCCGGGCUCAUCUGGAUCCUGCCACCCGGACGCUGAGGGCCACGCGUGUCCUGUGCAGGGAGCCUGGGGACAGACUUCAGGGCUGACGCAGAGGUCGAGCCACGCGCUCCCGGGCUGCGGCUCUGACUCAAGGAGCAAGCCCAGGAACUUGGCUCACACUGUGGUUGCAGGCGGGGUUGCCCCUCCUUGGAGGACCCGGAGGGGCCUAAAAUACAUGUGGUGGCCCUGUCUGCGGCCCAGCCCUCCACGGUGCGGUCAGGUUUCUGUUUUGGGGCUGGCAGCACAGGGUGCUUGGCGGCCUGGGAGGGGCUGUGAGGCCUGCGUCCCGCCUCCUGGUCCCACAGUGCACAGCUCCUGUGCCCGCCCUGUGUGCUGCGGGUGGACGGGCCCCGGGCUCUGCUGUUCUCUGCGGCGGUGCCUGGAACUGAGUCUUGGCCGCGGUGUAGACAGAGGGCCUUUGUUCUGGGAGCUGCAGUGCAGUCUCACCCUGACAAAGCCGCCUGUGUCUGGGAUGUGCCCACCGCCGUGGUGCGCCCUCCCGACCCACCCUCCUGCCAGUCAGCAGACAGGGGCGGUUCGGGCGUCUCCAGCCUGCCUUGCUCCCAAUCCCCAAGCCCUGCAUCCUGACGGAGCCCACGAGGCCACUUCCCGCGCCCUGCCAGCCCAGACCUGAAGCUGCGUCCAGCCCCUGGCCCGGGGGCCUCUGGCAGGCAUGCUCCAGGGGGUACACACUGGAGGGACGGGCGGCCCCAGGGCACCUGCUCCGGUCAGGGCCACCUCUGUCCCUGGGUCAGUAGAGGUGCCGUGCUGCCUUUACUCAGUCUGGCUGAUUUUACGCACGCUGCUGGAUGGGGCUGUGUCCAGCAGGUUCCCCCUUUCUGCACAGAUAUGGCUGUGAGAGUUACUGGCCACUUCUCCGGGUCAGUGCCCACUUCCUUCCCUGGCCGGGAGGCCUUGUGUGUUGAGCAAAUCUACUUAGGUUGCCAGACUUUUUUUUGUUUUCUGUCAGUCAUGGGGCCUGAACUCUGGG
Dipodomys spectabilis (banner-tailed kangaroo rat) is the source of this 2283-nucleotide messenger RNA. RefSeq names its product tubulin epsilon and delta complex 1 (gene Tedc1). The record is from RefSeq and is a predicted model, not a curated record. Bases 33 to 1289 code for a protein of 418 amino acids. NCBI's taxonomy places the organism in Eukaryota, Metazoa, Chordata, Mammalia, Rodentia, Heteromyidae. The transcript is spliced from 8 exons.